Messenger RNA from Clunio marinus, 381 nucleotides. The record is from the annotation of a GenBank genome assembly. NCBI's taxonomy places the organism in Eukaryota, Metazoa, Arthropoda, Insecta, Diptera, Chironomidae.
AUGGAUAUCGUGAGGGUGUACUUGGACGUAGAUAUAAAAGUUGAUAGUGACACAGAAGAUGUUCUUAGAAAAACUGUAAAAAAGGUUUCAGUUGAUAGAAAGUCAGUCACACAAGCUGAAUAUGUUCAGCUGAAUAUCUUCAGUAGAAGCAAGCCAAACUACACAAUUUUUAAAAGUAUUCCUACCAAGGUAGAACAAUCAUAUCAGUUGGUUCGCAGUGGAUAUAGAAUUCAACAUCCACUUUUGGAGGAAGAUCACGCUCUGUUCCAAAUUCCCCAGCCAUGUCAAACAUCCAAGAAGAUAAAGAAUAUUAUCAAAGCAUUACCGCCAUCAAAUUCCUUGACAGUUAUACAAAAGACAUGUCAAUUUUCCACUACUUAG